Molecule: messenger RNA, 708 nt
Organism: Hevea brasiliensis (rubber tree)
Lineage: Eukaryota; Viridiplantae; Streptophyta; Magnoliopsida; Malpighiales; Euphorbiaceae
Product: photosynthetic NDH subunit of subcomplex B 3, chloroplastic
Exons: 6
Coding region: 81-668 (195 amino acids)
Biological process (GO): P450-containing electron transport chain
Cellular component (GO): chloroplast thylakoid membrane
Molecular function (GO): 2 iron, 2 sulfur cluster binding
Source: RefSeq, a predicted model, not a curated record
AUGAGAGGCGCCAAACGGACAUUGCUAAAACACUUGCAAGCAAAUAUCCAACGAAACUUCCAAUCCUGAAAUAUCAGAAAAUGGGCACUCUCCAACUCAACUCUUAUGGUUUAGCUUCCCUGAAAGUUCCCCAAAACUUGAAGCAAACUACCAACACUCUCAAAAACCUUAAGCCCCCCACCCAUAUUAGUUUCUCCAGGCUGAAAAUCAGGGCCGUAGGAACGGUACCGGAGAGUAAAUCCGAUGCCAAGGAGCCUGAAGAUCCACCUUCCAUCAAUUUUGCAUUUGUUCAUUCUGUGUUACUACCAGAUGGAACACCUGAUGUGCAUUUUCGUACAGCCUGUGGUGGGCAGAAGCUUAGAGAUGUAAUGUUGGAUUCAAAUAUUGAAUUGUAUGGACCAUAUGCAAGACCUUUGCUAAAUUGUGCUGGAACAGGAACCUGUGGGACUUGCAUGGUAGAGGUUAUAAUGGGGAAGGAGUUGCUUAACCCUCGUGCAGACACAGAGAAGGAAAUACUCAAGAAGAAACCCAAAAACUGGAGACUUGCUUGCCAAACCACAGUUGGUAAAACAGAUUCUAGAGGACUGGUUGUCAUCCAACAACUGCCUGAGUGGAAAGCUCAUGAAUGGAAAUAUGAGAAACUAUUGCCUCCUGAAUUAUCACAAUAAAGACUUUUUUUUUUUGUACUGGCCAUAUUGUUAGUUCCAA